Molecule: messenger RNA, 2082 nt
Organism: Dipodomys spectabilis (banner-tailed kangaroo rat)
Lineage: Eukaryota; Metazoa; Chordata; Mammalia; Rodentia; Heteromyidae
Gene: Plin1
Product: perilipin 1
Exons: 9
Coding region: 16-1587 (523 amino acids)
Biological process (GO): lipid metabolic process
Cellular component (GO): lipid droplet
Source: RefSeq, a predicted model, not a curated record
ACUCGGUUUUCCUGAAUGCAGCCCAAUGGGUACACUGCUGGGAUGGCAGCAAACAAGGGCCCGACCUUGGUGGCUGGAGACGCCCCGGAGCAGGAGAAUGUGCUGCACCGGGUCCUGCAGCUGCCGGUGGUGAGCGGCACCUGUGAGUGUGUUCAGAAGACCUACACCAGCACCAAGGAAGCACACCCGCUGGUGGCCUCCGUGUGCAAUGCCUACGAGAAGGGCGUGCAGGGCGCCAGCAGCCUGGCCGCCUGGGGCAUGGAGCCAGUGGUCCGCAGGCUCUCCACCCAGUUCACAGCUGCCAAUGAGCUGGCCUGCCGAGGCCUGGACCACCUGGAGGAGAAGAUCCCUGCCCUCCAGUACCCGCCUGAGAAGAUCGCCUCUGAGCUGAAGGGCACCAUCUCCACGCGCCUGCGCACUGCCCGGAAGAGCAUCAGCGUGCCCAUUGCCAGCACCUCCGACAAAGUCCUGGGCGCCACCCUGGCCAGCUGCGAGCUCGCCUGGGGGGUGGCCAAAGACACCGUGGAGUACGCGGCGGGGACGCGGGCCGGCCGGCUGGCCUCCGGAGGGGCCGAGCUCGCCCUCGACGGCAUCGAGAAGGUGGUGGGGUUCCUCCUCCCCCCGGCCAGCGAGGAGUCAGCCCCUACUUCUGGACAUACCCAGACCCUGAAGGACCCCAAGGCCAAGCCCAGCCUGGCCAGCAGGGUCGGGGCGCUGGCCAACACCCUGUCUCGACACACCAUGCGGACCUCCACCUGGGCGCUGAAGCAGGGGCACGCCCUGGCCAUGUGGAUCCCGGGCGUGGCGCCCCUGAGCAGCCUGGCCCAGUGGGGCGCGUCGGCCGCCAUGCAGGUGGUGUCCUGGCCGCGGCAGAGCGAGGGGCGUGGGGCCUGGCUGCACAGCCUGGCCCAGGAGGAGAGCCACGACGAUCAGACAGACUCAGAGGGAGAGGAGACGGAGGAAGAAGAGUCAGAGACGGAGGAGAAGUUCAGCGAGGUGUCGGCGCUGCCCAGCCCGCAGGCCCUGCUGGGUGGGGCAGUCCACUCCCUGCGGCGGGGCCUCCAGAGCACCAUCUCUGCUGUGACCUGGGCGCCUGCGGCUGUGCUGGGCACCGCAGGCCGGAUACUGCACCUCACGCCGGCUCCAGUCGUCUCUUCCACGAAGAAGCGGGCCAUGUCACUGUCUGACGCCCUGAAGGGCGUGACUGACAACGUGGUAGACACAGUGGUUCACUAUGUACCGCUCCCCAGGCUGUCGCUGAUGGAGCCGGAGAGCGAAUUCCAGGACAUCGACAACCCGCCCCCCGAGUCCGAGCGCCGGGGAUCCGGGGCGCGGCCCGCCAGCCCCGAGCCCGCGCCGCGCCCCGCGGCGGCCCGCGGCGGCCUGCGCAGCACGCGGGGCCUCAGCGUCCCCUCCUGCUCCGGGCUGGACGACAAGGCGGAGACGCCCGCCGGCCCGCGCCCCGGCCUCCUGGCCAUGCCCCGCGAGAAGCCGGCGCGCAGGGUCAGCGACAGCUUCUUCCGGCCCAGCGUCAUGGAGCCCAUCCUGGGCCGCGCGCAGUACAACCAGCUGCGCAAGAAGAGCUGAGUCCCCGGCCGCCGCCCCGCCCGCCGCCACCCUGGCUCCGCCCCCGCCACGCCCACCAAUCACCACGCCCCCGCCAAGCCCCGCCUCGGAGACGCGCUCGGGACCCUAGAGCCCGCCCCGCCCCAGUUAGCUUCAGCCACGCCCACUUCCAGAGCCACGCCCCUUCCCCACGCCACGCCCCACGGUCCCGAGCAGCUUUCUUUAACCCGGGCCCCAAACUUGCAAGUGAGCCCCACCCUAGAGAGGGGGCCCCGGGCGGCCUGAGCCCAUCUCCCCGCGGCCAGGGCGCGCGUCCUCCUGAGGCCUGGCCUGUUUAUUGGAGAAAAGAGUCUCAUGAACUUUCCUGCCCGGGCUGGCUUCGAACCCCUAACUUGAGAUUUCAGCCGUCCUGGGAGCGCACACACACCCCACGGGGCAGCCGCUGCUCAGCCCGAGCUCUGGAAGUGCUGGUGCUGAGCGAGUCGAGGGAAUGUAUAAAAUCAGUUUAAACCCGAA